Chenopodium quinoa (quinoa) is the source of this 684-nucleotide messenger RNA. Its product is annotated as actin-related protein 2/3 complex subunit 2A-like. Lineage: Eukaryota; Viridiplantae; Streptophyta; Magnoliopsida; Caryophyllales; Amaranthaceae. Gene Ontology annotation, molecular function: actin filament binding; structural constituent of cytoskeleton. Gene Ontology annotation, biological process: actin filament polymerization; Arp2/3 complex-mediated actin nucleation. The record is from RefSeq and is a predicted model, not a curated record. The transcript is spliced from 5 exons. Bases 1 to 663 code for a protein of 220 amino acids. Gene Ontology annotation, cellular component: actin cytoskeleton; Arp2/3 protein complex.
AUGCCUAUCACUACACCACCUCCUAGAGCUAUGUUUGUUGGAGGGCUGCCUAGUGGGGCUAUAGAAGCUAUAAAAGCUGCAUAUGGAACAGUGGUGAAAAUGCUUGACCCUCCAAAAGAUGGAUUUAAUCUCACACUAAGGCUGAAUUUCUCAAAGCUUUCUCCUGAUGAAAGUCUUACGAUGAAUUCCCUGUCAAAAUAUCUUUUGCGUAUUGACCUGCAUAAUUUAGAUUAUGAUUUCUUCACUUUUUUCCUUAACUCAAAGUGCCUCAUUGCUAUCAGGAAGCUGAAACUAGACAAUAUGCAGGAAUUGCAUUGGACUCUCUUGACUUGCUUGAUACUCUUUGAUCUUGUUCAGGAAUUCGUUGAAGCGCAUCGUAGUGCUAGUGCUGGACUGAAUAAUGCUCCUUCGUGUCAAUGGUCACCUUCACCACCUGAAGAACUUGCAGGAGUGCCUGCAGAAGCGUUAUCCGCAAAUGCUGGCUUUGUUUCUUUUGUCAUUUUCCCACGCCAUGUCGACAUCAAGAAGAUAGAUAGAACUGUAUGGCUUUUGUCAACCUUUCAUGCAUAUGUUAGUUACCAUGUCAAGGUAAUGUUCCUCAUCCUCAAGUCCAACUUUAUCUACUUUUAUGCCCCUAGUUUUCACUACUUUGCUGUAUUUUAAUUGAAAAUUUCAAGUUUGUAG